CAAUUUCCACUACACUACGUACUUCAAUUAAUGUACGUUCCUAAUUUCAAGAGAAUAUAUAUAAUUGAAAAUUGACCCUUCCCAUGAGUUUAAGAGAAUUCUAAGGAUCUACUCCUAUCUAGCUUUAAUACUCCGUAAAUGGGUUCAUUAUCAUCAACUCUUUUAUGGCUACUUAUUUGUGCCACCAUUAUCGAUGCUCAACUUACUCCGAACUUCUACGCAAGAACUUGCCCGACUCUACAAAGCAUUGUACGUGAUACGAUGGCUCAAGCUGUGGCUAAGGAACCGCGUAUGGGUGCUUCCAUGCUUCGCUUGUUCUUCCAUGACUGCUUUGUUAAUGGUUGUGAUGCAUCGGUGUUACUAGAAGAUACACCAAGUUUCAAAGGUGAGAAGAAUGCCUAUGCAAAUCAAAACUCAUUGAGGGGUUUUAAAUUGAUGGACAUAAUAAAAAAGAAUGUGGAAGCUAAAUGUAAAUCUACUGUAUCUUGUUCGGACAUUCUUGCCCUUGCUGCACGAGAUGGAGUUGUUUUGUUGGGAGGCCCUAAAUGGACGGUAUCACUUGGAAGAAAAGACUCAAGAACAGCAAGCUUUGAAGCAGCAAAUGUCAACCUUCCACCACCAACAGCCAAUCUCGCAACCCUUAUCUCUCUAUUUGCCGCCAAGAACCUGACGGCCCGUGACAUGACUGCCCUAAGCGGGGCCCACACAAUCGGCAUGGCACGGUGCUCAACGUACCGGUCCCAUAUCUACAAUGAGGCCAACAACAUCAAUGCAGCCUUUGCCACAACCAAGAUGGCAACUUGUCCAUCCAUAGGUGGGGAUGAUAACUUGGCCCCUCUCGACACGAGUACUCCCAACCACUUUGAUAAUGGCUAUUUCCGGAAUCUCAUGGCUAAGCAAGGGCUUCUUCAUUCGGACCAAGAGUUAUUUAAUGGUGGAUCUCAAGAUGCAUGGGUUAGACUUUAUGCUAGGAGUAACUAUGCCUUGAGUAAGGAUUUUGUUGUUGCAAUGCUAAAAAUGGGCAGUAUUAGCCCACUUACUGGGUUUAGUGGUGAAAUUAGAAGGCAUUGUAGGUUUGUUAAUUAAUUUGCAAUUAUUCAUCAUUCAUAGUAUUAUGUGCAUAGAUGAUAGGAUGCUUGAAGAACAAACGUACAAUAUGUAACAUUUUUUUGUUAUUUGUUUAGGAAUUUAUAUCAAUUUUUUUUGUUUUUAUAA
This is a messenger RNA of Spinacia oleracea (spinach), 1215 nucleotides long. RefSeq names its product peroxidase P7. Gene Ontology annotation, molecular function: peroxidase activity; heme binding. Lineage: Eukaryota; Viridiplantae; Streptophyta; Magnoliopsida; Caryophyllales; Amaranthaceae. The record is from RefSeq and is a predicted model, not a curated record. Gene Ontology annotation, biological process: response to oxidative stress; hydrogen peroxide catabolic process. The coding region runs from base 139 to 1086 and encodes 315 amino acids. The transcript is spliced from 3 exons.